Molecule: messenger RNA, 1134 nt
Organism: Auxenochlorella protothecoides
Lineage: Eukaryota; Viridiplantae; Chlorophyta; Trebouxiophyceae; Chlorellales; Chlorellaceae
Exons: 3
Coding region: 1-1134 (377 amino acids)
Molecular function (GO): oxidoreductase activity
Source: RefSeq, a predicted model, not a curated record
AUGACCUCGACCCGGCAUGGCACCAGGCGGUCCCUACUCAGCCUCGCGACCGCAGGAGCGGCACCUCCACCCGCUUCCCGGGAACCUCACGCUGCGAAGCUGAGCUAUGCCGAUCUGUCUCCGGCCGAGGUGCGCGUGGCGGUGCUGGGGGCCACCGGGUACAUCGGCCGGUUCGUGGUGCUGGAGCUGGUGAAGCGGGGUUUCCAAGUGCUGGCCGUCACCCGCCCCUCCUCGGGCAUCGGCAGUAAGCAAAAGGUCUCCGACGUCGAGAAGGCGCUGGAGGGGGCCACCGUGGCGGUGGCCGACGUCACCGACCCCGCAGACCUGGAGCGCUGCUUCUCGGAGCACCCCGCCCCACACGCCGUGGUCUCCUGCCUGGCCAGCCGGACCGGGGGCAUCGCCGACUCCUGGGCUGUGGACCACGACGCCAACGUGAAUGCGCUGCGCGCGGCGCGUGCCGUGGGCGCCGCCCACUUCGUCCUCCUCAGCGCCAUCUGCGUGCAGCGCCCCAGCCUGGAAUUCCAGCGCGCAAAGUUGGCCUUCGAGGCCAAGCUGCGGGAGGGCGGGACGAGCUGGAGCAUCGUGCGGCCCACCGCUUUCUUCAAGUCGCUUGCGGGGCAGGUGGAGCUCGUGGCCACGGGCAAGCCCUACGUCUGGUUUGGGGACGGGCGGCUGGCGGCCUGCAAGCCCAUCAGCGAGGCUGACCUGGCCUCUUACAUCGCGGACUGCGUGACAGACGAGGCCAGGGUCAACCGCGUGCUGCCCAUCGGCGGGCCGGGGCGGGCGCUCACCCCGCGCGACCAGGCGCAGCUGCUCUUCAAGGCCUUUGGAAAGAAGGAGUGGACCCUGGGCCUGCCGGUGGGCAUCAUGGACGGCGUCAUCGGCAUCCUGGACCUCCUCGCUAAGCCUUUCCCAGGGCUCAAGGAAGCGGCCGAGUUUGGGCGCAUUGGCAGGUACUAUGCCACCGAGAGCAUGCUGGUGUGGGACGAGAAGGAGGGGAGGUAUGACGCCGACGCGACGCCAGAGUAUGGCUCCGACACGCUGGAGGCCUUCUUCAAUAGGGUUGCGCGGGAGGGUCUGGCCGGCCAGGAGCUGGGGGACCAGGCGGUAUUCAAUAUCAAUCGAGGGACCUGA